AUGAACACUCAGGUUAAUACCACCAAUCAUGUCUCGACAUCGUACAGCCAAAUUGCCUGUAUCGGCACUGGACUCAGUGCAAUAGCUCUGGGGGCAACGCUCAAGAGGUGGUACGAUAUGGACGAUAUUCAAUUUUUCGAACGCCAUACCGAUUGCGGGGGAACGUGGCACAUCAGUUCAUACCCUGGAUGUGCUUGUGAUGUUCCCAGUGCUCUUUACAGCUUCUCAUUCGCUUUGAGCUCCCGUUGGACCAAACUCAUGCCUUCGUACAAAGAGAUCAAAUCCUACCAUGAUGAGGUAGUGCAAACCUACGGUCUGCGUGAUAAAAUGAGAUUCUGCACGGAAGUAAAAGACUGCUUUUGGCGUGAGGACAUUUCUAGGUGGACCAUGAAGCUUCACAAUGUGGCUACAGGUGAGAUUACCUAUCAUGAGUGCCAGAUACUUUUCGCAGCUACGGGUCAACUGGUGGAGCCAAAGCCCUGCGAUAUCCCGGGAUCUGAAACCUUCAAAGGUUCCAUAUUUCACUCAGCAAGGUGGGACCAUAAUGUUGAUUUGAAGGACAAAAACGUCAUUGUGAUUGGAAAUGGAUGCACUGCCGCCCAGAUCGUACCUGCUAUUGUGGAUCGUACAAAAAGCUUGACUCAGCUGGUUCGUAGCAAGCAUUGGAUUUUCCCAGCCCCUAAUUUCACAUACCCUCGAAUUUUGCAGUGGAUCUUUCGUUAUGUCCCUCUCACUAUGCGACUUCACCGGUUACAUAUAUUUCUCAUCGCUGAGCGAGAUCUGCGUUUAUUCCCCAUGACCAAGGCAGCCGGUAAAUUACGUCUCCAACGUCGGAAAAGGGUUGAGAAAUAUAUGCGACAGACCGCUCCGGCCAAGUAUCAUGAUACUCUGAUUCCCGACUUCGAUGUGGGGUGCAAGCGACGCAUUUUUAACGGUGGAUAUCUCGAGUCACUUCACAAUGACAAGCUGUUUCUCCAACAAGCAAAGAUAACCGAGAUUACGCCCGAUGGAAUUCGGACUACGGAGAAGUUUUAUCCCGCAGAUGUCAUCGUCCUUGCCACAGGUUUCCAGACAAACAAGUUUCUGCCAUACACAGAGAUCCACGGGCUUGAGGGGUCCAUUUCAGAUCAUUGGGCCAGAUAUGACGGGCCAGGGGCAUAUAACUGUUCAGUUAUGAGUGGGUUUCCAAACUUCUUCCUGUUACUAGGACCAAAUGCGGCAACGGGUCAUACAUCUGCCCUAAUGGCAGCUGAAAAACAUAGCUCUGUGAAUUACGCGCUUCGAGUGCUUAAGCCUAUCCUAGAUGGGAAGGUGGCCUCGAUGAACUUAAAGCAAGAAGCCGAGGACUCGUAUGUCUAUCGUGUUCAAGAGGCCCUUCACCACAUGGUCUGGAAUGCAGGCUGUGCUUCUGUAUGA
Molecule: messenger RNA, 1416 nt
Organism: Penicillium manginii
Lineage: Eukaryota; Fungi; Ascomycota; Eurotiomycetes; Eurotiales; Aspergillaceae
Product: flavin-containing monooxygenase
Exons: 4
Coding region: 1-1416 (471 amino acids)
Molecular function (GO): NADP binding; N,N-dimethylaniline monooxygenase activity; flavin adenine dinucleotide binding
Source: RefSeq, a predicted model, not a curated record